Molecule: messenger RNA, 342 nt
Organism: Sphaeroforma arctica JP610
Lineage: Eukaryota; Ichthyosporea; Ichthyophonida
Exons: 2
Coding region: 1-342 (113 amino acids)
Biological process (GO): protein histidyl modification to diphthamide
Molecular function (GO): diphthine-ammonia ligase activity
Source: RefSeq, a predicted model, not a curated record
AUGGAGCUGCCGCUCUUUCGAGGUGAUUUGAUUGGUCGACCCGUGGCCACUGAGAUGCACUACACCAAACCAUUGGAUGCCAGGGACGAGGUGGAGGAUCUAUAUGAUCUGCUCAGUGACGUCAAGAGGCAAAUGCCGUUGAUUGAGGGGGUGUCUGUGGGGGCCAUUCUGUCUGACUACCAGAGACUGCGAGUUGAAUUGGUGUGUCAAAAGUUGGGGCUCAAAUCAUUAGCCUACAUGUGGCAUAGAGACCAGCACGACCUGUUGAGUGACAUCAUCGAGUCAGGCGUUACUGCGGUAGGUAAUCUUCCGGGGUUGGCAGUGGGUCUGUGCACAGGGUGA